Molecule: messenger RNA, 708 nt
Organism: Papilio machaon (common yellow swallowtail)
Lineage: Eukaryota; Metazoa; Arthropoda; Insecta; Lepidoptera; Papilionidae
Product: PE-PGRS family protein PE_PGRS26
Exons: 12
Coding region: 1-708 (235 amino acids)
Source: RefSeq, a predicted model, not a curated record
AUGGGGCUUAAGAUUUAUACGAUACUACUUUAUAUAUUAGUUUUCAGUUCUGUUAUAUUAGCGACUGGUGAAACCCAAAUCCAGCCACAUGGUGAUUCGGAAUCCGAAUCUUACGAAGACUCAGGUUCGAGUGAAAGCUAUGAAUAUGAUUCAUAUGAGGACUCAGGGUCCGAUGAAGAUAAUGGACUCGUAGGAGCUGCAGGUGUUGGGAAGGGAAUCGAAAGCAGUGCUUCUGCCUUAAGCGCAGUACAAGCUACUGUAAAUGGUCGAGGCAGAUCAGGCAGUGCUUCCGCUAUAGGCUCAGCGCAAGCAACUGAAAAUGGUCAAGGCGGUAGUGGCAGUGCUUCUGUUCUUAAUGCAGUUCAAGCAAAACAAAAUGGCCGGGGCGGAUCGAGCAGCGCUACAGGUCUUGGCUCGGCACAAGCCACUGAAAAUGGUCGUUCUGGCAGCGCUGCUGCUUUAAGUGGAGCUCAAGCAACUGAAAAUGGUGGGAACGGAUCAAGUAGCGCGUCUACUUUAAACGCAGCGCAAGUUGUUGAAAAUGGCCACGGCCAUUCUGGCAGUGCUUCGGCUAGUGGUGGAGCACAAGCAAUUGAAAACGGCCAAGGUGCAUCAGCGUCUGCUGCAAGUGGGGCGAUAGGUCCUAGAUCUCUGUCUGUGUUGCAAGUGAAAAUGGACAAAUUGGAUCGAGCAGUGCUACCAGUAUGA